UUGACACUUCUCGCAGCCACCGUACCAUGCUGCGCAUACUGAUGUGCUCGGCGUCUUUCCCGCAAAAUCUGAUGCAGCCACAUUGUCGUCAUAGAAGCUACUCUUGCGUGGUGCUUUGUUACGAAGUCUGAAGAAUGCAAGAACGGCACUGCCUUGCAUACAGUGGCUUUCACACAUCAGCGAUUUGAAAGGUCUCGUGGACUACGGAACAACGGCUAUCAUGGCGGAUAUCCGUCUUGCGCACCUCUUACUCGGCCUGUGUGCGUUAGCAGCAUUUGCCGGAUUUCUUCUCACCCGCUUUGGCUACAUGAUCUCGGAUGACAACUUGCACCUGUUCCGUAACAAGGCCGAGGUCAAAGUACAGGAUUCUGUCACCUUCAACGACGUAACACUCGUCAAGCCCGCUGCAAGCGAGCGAAUGACCCUCGUGUUCGUCAUAUGCGAGAGCCAUUUUGAUCUCGGCAUCGUUGCUGUGAAAUCAGCGGUCGCCUACUCAACGACAAGGCUACACCUAGUCGUCAUCACAGAUAAACAGAACGAGGCAAAGAUGCGAAAUGAGUACUCCUCCUGGCCAGAUAGCGUCAGAAAACGUGUGAGCUGUGAGGUGAAGCUGGAGUGGUUCCCCAAAGAUAAUUACCACACUUGGCGGUCAAUGUUCAGACCUUGCACAACACAGAGGCUUUUCUUACCGAGUAUGCUUCCUAACGAAGAUGCCGUCAUCUACGUUGACACAGACGUGGUAUUUUUGCAUCCGGUCGAAGACUUUUGGAGAAAGUUCUACGCCAUGAACGAGUGGCAGAUGGCCGGCAUGGCACCGGAAACAGAGAACUUUACACAGAACUACUACUUGACAAAAGGACUCCACCCUUUUGUGCAACCAUUUGGGUUGAAUGCUGGUUUGCUGAUGAUGAACCUUACGCGCAUGCGCGCCUUUGGCCUGGAGAGUCGUGUACUGGAGCUCAAGCGGGAGUUCGAGGGCCGCAUUCCGUGGGCUGACCAGGAUUUGCUGAACAUCCUGUUCUAUCGGUACCCGCAAGGGAUAUUCACGUUCACCUGCCGCUGGAACUUCCGCGGGGAGCACUGCCAGGGGAACGGCCUUUGCACUGACGGCCCAGUAGCAGUGGUGCAUGCCUCGCGCAAGAUGAUUCUGGAGAAGCUCGAGCCGGCAUUUGUCGUGCUCCAUCAGGCCAUGCAGAAGUUCAAGCUUGGACAAAGUCUCGUGGAUGGCUUCAUUGUUCCUGUGAGAGAAGACCUACAGAAGGCGCGUCCGACGGGGUGCACCAAAGAGUUAACCAAGCAGCUGCCGCUACUUACGCUGUCUGCAAGUCGUGUCGACAACGUGACUGGCCGAGCUGUGGCGGUGAAUAGAACGUAGCGGUGAAGUGCAUCUCCGUGCGCCUUUAGUGACGCUCACCGGUGGCCAUAUUAACUAUGCCCCGAUAGUCUUGUGACCACUGCUCCGCCAAAUGACCGGAGCAGUCGCUAGUUAAAAGGACGCUAUACUAAGAGCGAAACACCAAUGGAAUCUUCAAACGUAUGCAAACGCUGAAAUUAUCUCGCAAAACUAACCGUUGAAUCGACUUGAGCGAACUGUUUUGCAUUCAAGGGAGGAAGUUGCAUUUUACGGGCAACAAGGCGCAGAAUUUUCAUUUAAGGCAUCUUCAUUUUAAAAGAAAUAGUGAGAAAUCGGUAAGCUUCUAACAUGUAGAAGCACGACGCUUCCACAUCCGCAACUAUCUACUGAGGACAGACGUCGCCGUUUAGUUCUACUCAUCAGUAGUAUAUCACAUAUUGGUCUAGCAUACAUCAAUUUUAUUCAGUGUAGAUGUCUUAGGCGAUGUUUACAAUAUAGAAUAUCUUUUUUUGUUGCUGCGCUACAGAGUGUUAGACUUAAUAGUAUACAUGAUAGAGCGUGUAAGCGCGAUUAAACGGCGACCUAGAAAGAAACAUACACAGAGACAGCGCUACUUUCAACUGAAGAUUUUAUUUUCGCACACAUCGAUAAAUAUACACCGAAGGAGCGGUAACAAACUAGACAACAAAAAAAAACAUUUAGAGGUUCAUGUCCAUGAACCGCACUGUUGUCAAAGGUAUGAUCAAAAACACACACUGCAAUAGUUACAGCAACAAACCGAGUAACCGUAUCUCUUUCUCCAGAUAUGAACACUGUUGGCUUGAUCAAAAGAGGGCAGAAUAAUUCCAGUAUUCAAAAAGGGUGACCGUACGUUGAAUUCUACUUAUAGACGCGUUUGCAUUCGACCCUGUUUCAGCAAAGUUAUUGAACGGCUGGUAAAAAAGCGCCGAACUAUUUACCUGACGAAAUUUAGUACAACUUUUACCUUUCCAAUUGGGCAGCCGUAAGGGCUAUUCAACCGAACUUGCUCUCAUGGCCAUAAGUGAACAAUUAAAGAUGGCAAUUGGCAAAGCCAUGUAUGUUGUAUCAGUGUUAGUUGAUCUAACUAAGGCCUUCAAUGGAAUUAACCACUGCAUUUUGUCUUUUAAACUUGAAUCUAUCUGAAUAACAGGUCGUAGCCACUCUAAGAUUCAUACAAAAUUACUUAAAAGAUAGAACGCAAAUAGUAAGAAUGAAUUAUGUUCUUCCUAAAUCAAUUAUAACAAACUUUGGUGUAUCACAGGGAUACUUAUUUGGCUCACUUUUGUUUUUAAUACAUGUUAACGGCCUACGUAAUUGUCAGCUUUCUCCUUACUGCAUCCUUUAUGCAGCUGAGACAAAUAUCUUUAACUCUGACCGUUGUGUAAGUAGACUACUUUCGGAACCUAAUGCUGGGUUAAGCAACAUGUUAAAUUCGUGCAACAUUAACCAGCUUGAUAUGAACCCGUCUGAAAGUAGAUCUGUUUUAUUCGCGCCCCAGCAACGUUCAUCCGCAUUCAUGGCUCCGCUUUACCUUGGUGAUAAUCCUAUCGCCCUUAGUUCUUACUGCAAUUAUUUGAGUGUAGAACUUGACUGCAAUCUUAAAUUUCAUCAACAGAAAGCCAACAUUAGACAGAAGGCAAACUACGAAAUAAGGACACGUUAAAAGCUCGCUAUGUGUGGAGCCAUGAAACAUUACUCUCUCUAUACUACUCAUUUAUCCAUUCUCAUAUAAACUAUUGCAAUGCAUGCGAGGGCAAUACGUAUGCUACCCACUUGCUAUCCUUACAAGUCUUGCAAAACAGGGUUGUUAGAAUAAUCAGUUUUCAUCCUAAUGAUUGCAAUGCCAAACGGUUACUGCUUAACUAUAGCAUUCUUACUACAGACAAACUCAUUAACUGUAAUCUUGGUACGUCUUUACGAUGUUAACCAGAGGACGCUCUGCGCAACAGUGUGAUACCUAGACAUUUUCUACUGAAUACCAAUCUUACGCAAUUUUCAGUGAACAAUAAUUUUAUUGUUCUCAAGGUACGCUCCAAUUAUGCUAAGCAGAGGGCCCCUUCAUUUUUUCUUCUUUGUUUGUUUCUUCCUGGAACACACUACAUCCUACAAUUAAGGCAUGUAAAUCAUUUGAAUUCUAACUAAAACUGAAAAACCAUAUUUUAGCAGCUGCAAUCACUCAGUUAUUUACGUCUCCUUUUGUUCCCUCUCUGCCUCCAAACGUACACUUUGUUAGCACUUAAGCUACACGAAUAAAAAUCUAGCUGAUCAUGCCUCAUUAUCCAUUUACUUCUAUAAUGGCGUUAUGGUUACUUCCACCUGCAUUGAUAUAAUUGUUUAAUUAGUCGAAUGUAAUAAUAAUGAUAAUAUUUCUAGUAUAUGGCGUAUUUUCAUGUGCUGUAUGAAUUAACAGAUGUGCUUGCAUGUUUGUAGCUGAUGUGUGUUAUUACUGUCGUAAACCAAUGUUAUGUUUACGAUUUUUUUGUUUUUACAUUAAUCGUUGCACUUGUGGUUUAUACUUUUACUUAUGCUCUAUACAGGAGGUCCCAUUACAAUCUUUGACCGCUGGCCCUUCUCCUGUACACUAUUUUUUUUGUGUGUAUCGUGUGUAAUAAAAAUAAAAUCAAAUUCAUUCAAA
Messenger RNA from Dermacentor albipictus, 4010 nucleotides. RefSeq names its product glucoside xylosyltransferase 1-like. NCBI's taxonomy places the organism in Eukaryota, Metazoa, Arthropoda, Arachnida, Ixodida, Ixodidae. Gene Ontology annotation, molecular function: UDP-xylosyltransferase activity. Gene Ontology annotation, biological process: protein O-linked glycosylation via N-acetylgalactosamine. The record is from RefSeq and is a predicted model, not a curated record.